Molecule: messenger RNA, 2868 nt
Organism: Tinamus guttatus (white-throated tinamou)
Lineage: Eukaryota; Metazoa; Chordata; Aves; Tinamiformes; Tinamidae
Gene: TRIM65
Product: tripartite motif containing 65
Molecular function (GO): protein binding
Source: RefSeq, a predicted model, not a curated record
AUGGCGUCGCUGUGCUCCCAGAAGCUGGAGGAGAAGCUGGUGUGCUCCAUCUGCCUGGAGCUCUUCCACACCGCUGUCACCUUGCCCUGCGGCCACAACUUCUGCCGCCCCUGCAUCAGCGGCCACUGGGACAAGCAGGAGGGCUCCGGGGCCGAGAAGGGCUACAGCUGCCCCGAGUGCCGCGAGUGCUUCGAGCGGCGCCCGGAGCUGCGGAAGAACGUGGCGCUGUGCGGCGUGGUGGAGCUGGCACGGGCGGGCGCCGAGGGGCACGAGGCGGCGGGUGCUGAGGGGCACGAGGCAGCGGGGGCCGAGAGACGCGAGGUAGCGCACAACGGUCAGUGCCCGCAGCACGGGCGCCCGCUGGAGCUCUACUGCGAGGACGAGCAGCGCUGCAUCUGCUGCGUGUGCACCGUGCGGCAGUGCCAGCGGCACCGCCGCGUGCUCUUCGAGGAGGCGCACGCUAAAAAGCAGGCCCUUCUGAGAGAAGCCCUGGAAAAAGCCCGUCAGGAGGCGGAGAAGAUCGGGCAGGCGAUGCAGGAGCUGGAAGAGCAAACACGCAGCAUCAAGGACUCCUCCGAGACACUGAAGUUGGUGGUUGUGAGCAAGUUUGACCACCUGGCGAAAGCCCUGGAGGACUGCCAGCAGCAGAUGGUGGCCAGGAUCGAGCAAGAGCAGGCAGCGGCGCUGGGACAAGUGGAGGAGAACUGGAAGCACCUGAAGGACUGCCUAGAUGCCUUCAACCACCACAAGGAGAAGGCAGAGGACCUGCUGGUUUGCACUGACAAACAGACCUUCCUUGAGGAGUUUCCCCUGCUCCCUUCUCCAGAGAGCCCUGAGGCAAUGCCCCCCGUAGAGUUCAACGUGGGCAUGGUAGAGCCCAUCACUGAGAUCCUCACGGACAUCUCUAAGCUCUUGCUAGAAAACUUGCCCACCUACGAGGCCCCCAAAGCUGCUGACCCUGUAGCCCCAGAUCCAGUCCAGCCUGAGGUGCCCAUGGUGGAGAAGGCAGUGGCCACUCUCCCGCAGUGCCAGCUCCGCACUGAGCUUCUGAAGGACCACCGCAACCUGACCUUCAACGCCAACACGGCCAACAGGUACCUGCGGCUGUCAAGCAGCAACCAGAAGGCCAAGCACCUGCGCAGCGCGGAGAGCCUGCGACAGGAGCACGACGCCCGUUUCGAGCUGUGGCAGGUGCUGUGCGACCAGAGCUACAACCACGGCCACCACUACUGGGAGGUGAAGGCAUCCAGCCACUCCGUCAUCGUGGGGGUGACGUACGGCAGCAUCUCCCGCAAACAGCAGCCAGGCCACAAGUUCAACAUCGGCCUGGACGGCGGCUCGUGGGGGCUGCAGGUGCGGGAGGACUGUUACCUAGCCUGGCACAAGGGCCGCUCGGAGAAAAUCCAAGAGCGCUUCUACAAGAACCUGGGGGUCAGCCUGGACUAUGGCAACGGGCUCCUCUCCUUCUACGGCCUCGGUGACCAGACGCAGCUCAUCCACAGGUUCCACCACAUCUUCACGGAGCCCCUCUACCCCGUCUUCUGGCUUUGCGAAGGGCGAACGAUCACUCUGUGCCAGCGGGACGGCCAGCGAGGCAAGUUCCUGAGCAAUGUGGAGAACGAGCUGGAGGAGCUGGCGGUCACCAUCGCGCAGACCAGGAAGAUGCUGGAGCUCAUCAAGUCCGCUUCCCAACGCAGGGAGCUGCAAAAAAGAGUGGAGAAGCUCUUCAUGGAGGCCUCCGAGGUGCUGGCGGCCUUCCAGAAGGAGGUGGUGGGAUUCAUCGAGGACGGCGAGCGCUCCAGGCUGGCCGAGGCAGAGGCCAAUCUCCGCUGGAAGGAGGAGAGACGAGCCAAGCUGGCCCAGUGCAAGCAGAACCUGGAGAGCGUCCCCAGCACGGACACCAUCUACUUCCUCCAGGAGUUUCAGGCCCUCAAAAUAGCCAUGGAGGAAAAUCUCUCCCCCGCUCCGAGCUUCCAGAACGAGCUGAGCUUCACCAAGUCCGCGCAGGCCGUGAGCGCGGUGAAGGAGGUCCUGGCCGCCGCCUGCAAGAACCAGUGGGAGCGCUUGCUGGGGAAGGGAGGCGACGGGCUGAGCUUCCAGGAGACGGAGGAAGAGGUAUCCGAGUCCCAGUUUCCAGACAAGUCGAGCAAUCCCAUCUGCCCGGAGAGCCGCGAUUACUUCCUCAAAUUUGCCUUCAUCAUCGACCUGGACAGCGACACGGCUGACAAGUUCAUCCAGCUGUUCGGCACCAAAGGGGCCAAGCGGGUGCUUUGCCCCAUCCCCUACCCGGAGAGCGUGACCCGCUUCAUCAACUGCGAGCAGGUGCUGGGCGAGAACGUCAUGAACCGCGGCAACUACUACUGGGAGGUGGAGCUCAUCGACGGCUGGGUCAGCAUCGGCAUCAUCGCCGAGGAUUUCAACCCGCGGGAGUCCUACGACCGCGGCCGCCUGGGGCGGAACGACAAGUCCUGCUGCCUGCAGUGGAACGGACAGAACUACGCGGUCUGGUUUGGCGGCUUUGAGUCUGUCAUCCAGCAGCCCUUCUUCCAAACCAUCGGGGUCUUCCUGGAGUAUUCGGAGAAGGCCCUGACAUUCUACGGAGUCAAGGACUCCAAGAUGACCUGCCUGCAGCAGCUCAAGGUCUCCCGUUUUAAGAAGGGCCAGUUUGAUGCUUUCCAGAACAAGAUCAACCACCAAUUCCCCUCUCUGUUCUCCUUCAACCUGAAACCUGCCUUCUUCCUGGAGAGCGUCGAUGCCCACCUGCAGAUCGGGCCGCUGAAGAAAGAUUGCGUUUCGGUGCUAAAGCGCAGGUAACUCCCCAGGUCGCCGGAGCAAGGGGAGACCCAGAAGAGUCUCCCGCGCAGUAAC